Oikopleura dioica is the source of this 1704-nucleotide messenger RNA. Lineage: Eukaryota; Metazoa; Chordata; Appendicularia; Copelata; Oikopleuridae. The record is from the annotation of a GenBank genome assembly.
AUGGAUCUGGACAGACAACGAGUUUCACGGACAGCCUGGAUUCGAGUGCUUGAAAAAGCGACCGAAACUCACAAAGAAGGCUAUUGCGACUACAUUUACGACACAUUCCACUGCAUCCACCCGAUCCCCGCCGGAGAAACCCUCUACUACCAAUGUUCCUACGCCGACACGGCAAUUUGCAACGACCCGCCCACUUUGACCCUUCCCGCUGCAAACAGCUCCUUUUGUCGAGGAACGGCGGCUGACAACAGCCCGAUUCAGUAUUAUGCUUCGCGGAAGUGCUACGAAAACGCAACAUGGGAACCGAAGGCUUACGAUGCACUUUGCGACUUGAUGGAGACCGAUCCGACGAUAUUCCGAAAUUCGACCUCGGAACUUGAUCGUCACCAGACUCUCGAUAAGAUUUACUAUCACUGUAGUAUUUGGCCACCACUUCUGUCAGUUAUCUGCUUGAUCGUAGCGUGUUUCCUCUUCAACGUCAAGACACUGCGCUGCACGAGAAUCUUCAUCCACCAAAAUCUCAUCAUUGCCUGGAUUUUCAAGUACUCCCUCUCCAUCAUUGUCUUUCUCAUUGGCCGAGGCAUCACUGCUGGAAUCGAAGAAACUGCUGCAGGAGACGCAAGUGGCUCCUCACAAAUGUAUGUUCAGGAAGACUCACAGCAGUAUUUACCAGUUUAUACUACCGGUAAUGGAAGCUACUCUUACGACUACGCUGCUGAUUAUUACGCUUCAUCCGGAAAUGGCUAUGGACCACCAAUUUCUAGCGAAAAGUCCAGAAGCCCUUGGAAUGAUCCUCAAGUCGAAGCUUCGCUGAACAUCAUCCACCAGUACUUCUACCUCGUCGGCUCAGUUUGGUUCUUCAUCGAAGCGAUUUUCCUCCAGUACCAAAUCGCCAUGAACGUCUUCAACCCAAGCUCAACUCUCAAGAUGAAAGUUCUUGUCGCCGUCGCCUGGGGAGUUCCGAUUGUGAUGCUGGUUCCGUGGAUUGUUCUGACCCACAGAAGACUCGCCAUCUCGCAUUUUGAAAAUCGAGAGCAGUUUUUCAAUACAACAUUGGCGGUGGUAAACUACAACGAGUUCAUUCAGUCGGCCAAAUCGUGGAGAAACGUAAACGACUUUGACGAGAUUUUCGUCAUUUCGGCCCUACAGCUCGCCAUGCUCAUCAUUAGUUUUUUCAUUCUUCUCAAUAUCGUUCGAAUCAUAAUGACGAAAGUGCGCGUCACAGCUGGAAACGACUUCGAAGUAUUCAAAAAAUCCGUCAAGGCGACCUGCUCUCUUCUGCCACUGUUUGGGCUUUCGGUGAUCAUUGGGUUGUAUCACAAACCGCAGAGUAGUGAGUCCUUGUUCCCGACGUUCCUCAUUCUUCUUCAAAACUUACAGGGCGUAUUUAUCGCGACAAUCUACUGUUUCAUGAACAAAGACGUGCAGCGAAUGGUCAAGUCGCGCUUCACCCGCGUGGUGCAGCGCCAUUCCAGCGCCUUCUACUCCCAGGGAACGCAGCACUCCCAGCUCAGCGUCUCAGAGCAACUUUCGCAGCGAUGGUCAAAAGUAGUGGCUCGGAUCUCUUCAAAUGGCUCCGGACGGCCGACAUCGUCGCUGCUGGAGGCGAGUGAAACGGGAAUGACCCCGGCGAAUCAAACGAGUAGUGGCCUUAGCUCAUCCCUGCACCAGCGGCCCGCAGGAUCGACUCUUACUUCUAUUUAA